CCUCUGUAACAGCAUCAGCUACUCACUCACCACUGCAAAGCUCAGGGGAUGUGAGAUCUCUCCAGUUUUCUUACUGAGUGUUUCUGGAUGUGAGUGCAUUGCACUGAAAUCUUCCUGCCUCUAUCAACAGACAAAGAUAAGGCUUAAAGCACCCCAGUCUACUUCAUCAACCGGACCUGAAUGACCGGCUGUUUCUUACCACUUGGAGUCAUCUAAAAAGAAGUUCACAAGACCAGCAAGACAAGGAAACUUCAUAUGACAGAUGAGUGAUCACCCCUCAAAAGAGAUGUCUGACAACAACAACAGCCCUCUCUUGCCAGAGCCUCUUUCCAACAGAUAUAAACUGUACGAAUCUGAGCUAAGCAGCCCUACCUGGCCUUCAGGCUCCCAGGACACACAUCCAGCCCUUCCCCUGCUGGAAAUGCCUGAGGAAAAGGAUCUCCGGUCAUCUGAUGAAGACAGCCACAUAGUGAAGAUUGAAAAACCCAAUGAAAGGAAUAAAAGGAGAGAGAGUGAGGUGUCCCGGAGGGCUUCUGCAGGCCGGGGAGGCUUCAGCCUCUUCCAAGCUGUGGGCUAUCUCACUGGUGACAUGAAGGAAUGCAGAAACUGGCUGAAAGAUAAGCCCCUGGCCCUCCAGUUCCUAGACUGGGUCCUGCGGGGAACAGCUCAGGUGAUGCUUGUCAACAACCCCCUCAGUGGGCUCAUCAUCUUCAUAGGGCUCCUGAUCCAGAAUCCCUGGUGGACAAUUGCUGGGGUCCUGGGGACCGUGGUCUCCACCUUAGCUGCUCUUGCCUUGAGCCAGGACAGGUCAGCCAUCGCCUCUGGACUUCAUGGCUAUAAUGGGAUGCUGGUGGGACUGCUCAUGGUUGUGUUCUCAGAGAAGCUAGACUACUACUGGUGGCUUCUGUUUCCUGUGACCUUCACAUCCAUGGCCUGCCCAGUUGUUUCCAGUGCUUUGAGUAGCAUCUUCAGCAAGUGGGACCUGCCAGUGUUCACACUGCCCUUCAACAUCACCUUAACACUGUACCUGGCAGCUACAGGCCACUACAACCUCUUCUUCCCCACAACGCUUGUCAAGCCUGUGUCUUCAGCUCCCAAUAUCACCUGGACAGAGAUUGAAAUGCCUUUGCUGUUACAAACCAUCCCUGUUGGGGUCGGCCAGGUCUACGGCUGCGACAAUCCUUGGACAGGUGGCUUGAUCUUGGUGGCUCUGUUUAUCUCCUCACCACUCAUCUGCUUACACGCAGCCAUAGGGUCAAUUGUGGGGCUGCUAGCAGCACUGACUGUGGCCACGCCCUUUGAGACAAUCUAUAUGGGCCUUUGGAGCUACAACUGUGUCCUCUCCUGUAUCGCCAUCGGAGGCAUGUUCUACGCACUCACCUGGCAGACACACGUGCUGGCCCUUGUCUGUGCCCUGUUCUGUGCAUACCUGGGAGCGGCCCUCUCCAAUAUGAUGGCAGUGGUUGGCGUGCCUCCAGGCACCUGGGCUUUCUGCCUCUCCACCCUCACCUUCCUUCUCCUCACAAGCAACAACCCUGGCAUCUACAAGCUCCCGCUGAGCAAAGUCACCUACCCAGAGGCCAACCGCAUCUACUUCCUGACAAUGAAAGGCGGUGAAGAAGAGAAGUCCCCCAAUGGUGGCAGUGGAGAGCAGGCGCAGGGAGCAGGCCAGCGGAAGGCAGAGGAGGGCUCCGAGACCGUGCUCCCCAGGCGCAGGAGCGUGUUCCACAUUGAGUGGUCAUCCAUCCGGAGGAGGAGCAAAGUGUUUGGAAAAGGAGAACACCAAGAGAAACAAACCAAAGAGCCAGUUCCCUACCCAUACCGGAAGCCCACAGUGGAGCUCUUUGACCUGGACACCAUGGAGGAGAGCUCUGAGAUAAAGGUGGAGGCCGGCACAGCCAGGACUUCCUGGAUUCAGAGCUCCAUGGCCGCUGGUGGGAAGAGAGUCAGCAAAGCCCUCAGCUACAUCACAGGAGAGAUGAAGGAGUGUGGAGAGGGACUUAAAGACAAAUCUCCAGUGUUCCAGUUUCUGGACUGGGUGCUCCGAGGCAUGUCCCAGGUGAUGUUUGUGAACAACCCUCUCAGCGGUGUCCUCAUCACCCUUGGCCUCUUCGUGCAGAAUCCCUGGUGGGCCAUCUCUGGUUGCUUGGGCACUAUCGUGUCCACCUUGACUGCCCUCGUCCUGAGCCAGGACAGGUCAGCCAUUGCGGCAGGACUGCACGGCUACAAUGGGGUGCUCGUGGGGCUCCUGAUGGCCGUGUUCUCAGACAAGGGCAACUACUACUGGUGGCUGCUGCUCCCUGUCAUCGCCAUGUCUAUGACUUGCCCCAUCCUUUCCAGUGCCCUGAGCACCGUCUUCAGCAAGUGGGACCUCCCCGUCUUCACUCUGCCCUUCAACAUCGCCGUGACCCUGUACCUGGCAGCCACAGGCCACUACAACCUCUUCUUCCCCACAACGCUGCUGCAGCCUGCAGCCGCCACACCCAACAUCACCUGGUCGGAAGUCCAAGUGCCUUUGCUUCUGCGAGCCAUCCCAGUUGGGAUUGGCCAAGUGUAUGGCUGUGACAACCCCUGGACUGGAGGCAUCUUCAUCAUAGCUCUGUUCAUAUCGUCACCUCUCAUUUGCUUGCAUGCUGCCAUUGGAUCCACCAUAGGGAUGUUAGCAGCGCUCAGCAUCGCCACACCAUUUGACUCCAUCUACUUUGGCCUGUGUGGCUUCAACAGCACUCUAGCCUGCAUUGCCAUCGGAGGCAUGUUCUAUGUCAUCACCUGGCAGACCCACCUGCUUGCCAUUGCCUGUGCGCUGUUCGCAGCCUACCUGGGUGCCGCCCUGGCCAACAUGCUGUCUGUGUUUGGAUUACCACCCUGCACCUGGCCCUUCUGCCUCUCAGCGCUCAUCUUCCUUCUCCUCACAACCAACAACCCCGCCAUCUACAAGCUCCCGCUCAGCAAAGUCACCUACCCGGAGGCCAACCGCAUCUACUUCCUGUCCCAGGAGAAGAACAGAAGGGCAUCAACCAUAACAAAGUACCAGGCCUAUGAUGUCUCCUAAACUGUCCUUUCUAAAGCAUGUUACAUACAUGCAGUCUCCAGCACAUGGGUCUGCACCCCAUGCUAAGGUCACUCAACCUCCCUUCUGUCUGAUAUGUAUGUGGUUACUAGUUGGAAACCUCAGUAAGAUGUGCAGGACUCAUCAAAGCCGUGCUAGCUUAGACUAAAUAGCCACUGAUGGCUCUCUGGGAACUCUCUUCAGGGGAAACUUGCUAAUCACCCCUUUCACUUAUUUAGUGGAGCAAAGCAUGAUGCCAGGAAAUCCUCGUUAGUCUGCAAGGUAAGAGGGCGUAGUCCCUACCCUGCUCUGCUACUAUGGGUUCCAACUGUCUCGGGCCAGUCCUCUUCCCCCUCCCCCAUGUCAGCCAUGGGUUUCUUUACGACGAGGAGGAACUCUAAAGUCCUUCUACCUCCGAGAUGUUUCUUUCCCAUCUCCUAUAUCUCCUAUAUACUAAUCAACUCAGCAUGACCAGCAAGCAAUUGUCCUGAGUUGAGUUACUUAGAGAGGGUUCCCAGAGGACAGAGAGGAAAGUGUUAGUGUCCUCUGGGAGUUUAUUUUUAGACAUAGGAGAUGCUUUCCAGACUUGGGACUAGACACCUGAAUUCAUUGAAAAUGCCAAUGCACCUUCUCUGCACCACAGGGAUAGUUCAGAAACAUCAGAAGGUGAACAUUGAUCUCUUCCAACACCCAAAUCAUAGUGUAAAUAAACGUCUUUGCCUGUGUAAUAUUCGAAAUCAUACUCUCAUUAAAGUUGAAAUUCGCAA
Meriones unguiculatus (Mongolian gerbil) is the source of this 3816-nucleotide messenger RNA. RefSeq names its product solute carrier family 14 member 2 (gene Slc14a2). Bases 263 to 3052 code for a protein of 929 amino acids. The transcript has 22 exons. Gene Ontology annotation, molecular function: urea transmembrane transporter activity. Gene Ontology annotation, cellular component: membrane. Lineage: Eukaryota; Metazoa; Chordata; Mammalia; Rodentia; Muridae. Gene Ontology annotation, biological process: urea transmembrane transport. The record is from RefSeq and is a predicted model, not a curated record.